UCAUAGAACUUAUUAUAAUUAGUAUUUAAACAUCGGUAUAUCGUUUUGUGUUUACUUUUCUAACGGAAGAGUUAUAAUUUGUUUUAGAAGUAGAUGUAUUGUUCAAAAUUUUGUUUACAAACACGAAGUACCAAUGCUUCAGUCGGUGCGAUUAAUUUUUACAAAUUCAUUUCAGCGAUCAGUUAGCAUAGGCUGCACAGAGUCCUGCGCUGCAUUUUCGAAAAAAGCUGCUGCUCCCAAAACCACUGAGGCUGAGAAAUGCAAAGACGACCCUCCUCCUUUGGGUCAGCCCACACCGAGCACACAUCCUCACCUCUUACAGAAUGGAGAGGUUUUGCCAGGCUUAAAAUUAGAAGAAUUUCAGGAACGAAGAAAUUCUCUUCUUGAAAAAAUAUUUCAGUAUUCAGCCCUAGACAAUGAAACUUGUAGACGUCAACACUUGAUUGUCAUCCCAUCAGCUUCCAAGGUUUACAUGACAGACAAGAUACCGUACGUGUUUAGACAAAACACAGAUUUUUUAUAUUUGAGCGGGUGCUUGGAACCAGAUUCCGUGCUGGUGCUGUCUGGUGCACUGGGGGAAAGUUGCUCUUCGACUUUGUUUGUCCGCAAGAAAGAUCCCCAUUCAGAACUUUGGGAUGGCCCAAGGACCGGUGUCGAAGAGGCAGUUAAGUUUUUUGGUGUGAAUGACGCAGUUCCCUUCGAAGAUCUCGGAAGUUUCCUAACUUCGUUUGGGAGUAGGCAUCGUGACUUCAAACUUUGGUACGAUUUUGCAACUCCUGUGAAUUCACAGGUUCAUAAAACAAUUUAUGGACUAAUAGGGGAAACUAUGAACAAGAUGUGGGAGUCGCCGAAGCUAUUCGUCCAGCAGCUGCGGCUGCGCAAGUCGAGCGGUGAGGUGGCCCUGAUGGAGUCGUCGUGCCGUAUUGCAUCGGAUGCCAUCGCGGCGACUGUGCGCUCAUCCUUCCCAGGUGCGACAGAGCACCUGCUGUUUGCACGUGUGGACUACGAGUGCAGGGCAAGGGGGGCGGAGUACCUGGCGUACCCGCCGGUGGUGGCCGGCGGUGACCGGGCGAACAUCAUCCACUACAUCAGCAACAACCAGGUGGUGCGGGCGGGCGAGAUGGUGCUCAUGGAUGCUGGUUGCGAGUACCACGGCUACAGCAGCGACAUCACGAGGACGUGGCCCGUGUCGGGUCGGUUCUCCCCCGCGCAGCGUGACCUCUACGAGGUAGUGCUGGCCGUGCAGUCAGAUGUCCUGAGGGAGUGCCGCCACCGCCCCAGCCUGGAUGCCCUCUUCCGCGCCAUGUGCUGCUCACUGGGCCGAUACCUGCGUGAGAUCGGCCUCCUGCCGCGCCAUCUCUCCGGGGAGGAGCUCGCACAGGCAGCCUACAAGUUCUGUCCGCACCACGUGAGCCAUUACUUGGGCAUGGACGUGCAUGACACACCUCUUAUUCCUCGCAGCAUCCGGCUGGAGCCUGGCAUGAUUAUCACCAUUGAACCAGGAAUCUAUGUCAAUAAGAAUAACGCCUUUGCGCCACCCGAGUUCCAUGGAUUGGGAGUACGGAUUGAGGACGACGUGCUAAUCACAGAGGACGGACCAGUCGUACUCACAGCAGCCUGUCCGAAGACUGUGGACGAUGUUGAGAAACUUUCUGGUGCCACACCUGUGCUGAAUUUGUGAAUUUUUGAACUUAAUGUGGUUUUUUUAAACCUGCACUUCCAUAACUUUUAGGAAGCUAAUGAUUUAUAGCACAAUAAGUGGUUGUGUAAUUUUUAAUCGUUAUAUUGUGUGAUGUACUGAUGUGUAAAUAAUACAUUUUUGCCCAUUUUCA
Molecule: messenger RNA, 1832 nt
Organism: Bacillus rossius redtenbacheri
Lineage: Eukaryota; Metazoa; Arthropoda; Insecta; Phasmatodea; Bacillidae
Product: xaa-Pro aminopeptidase 3
Exons: 7
Coding region: 134-1681 (515 amino acids)
Biological process (GO): proteolysis
Cellular component (GO): mitochondrion
Molecular function (GO): metalloaminopeptidase activity; manganese ion binding
Source: RefSeq, a predicted model, not a curated record